AUGCGUCCUAAGAUACUCACCAGACUCUCUCAUGUUACGCGACAAUGCUUUCUACAACAGCAGCGUGCAUAUGCUACCACGAAUGAACCAGCCUUACGAACAGCUCUCUUCUUUCCUGGCCAUGGAGUCCAACGAAAGGGAAUGCUUCAGCCAUGGCUCGAAGCUUUCCCCAAGACCUGCAAACCUUUUGUCGAAGAAAUGAACGAUAUACUAGGCUACAAUCUAGCUGAAAUAAUAGAAGAGGGCCCCAUUGCAAUGCUCGAUAAGACUCAAAAUGCGCAGCCAGCCAUCAUGGCUACCUCCGUUAUGAUACUACGCGUGCUAGAGCAGGAAUUCGGUUUCGACACUGACAAGAGAAUAAACGUGACUCUUGGUCACAGUCUAGGAGAAUAUGCCGCUCUGGUGGCCGCAGGCCAGCUUGAAUUCGAUUUCGCCCUCAAGAUCGUUCGCAAACGAGGCGAAGUCAUGGCUGAAUGCACAAGGAAAGCGAAAGAAGAGACGGGUGAAACAUUUGGCAUGAUGGCUCUUGUCUGCGAACCCGAACAACUCGAUGCACUUACCGCAGCUGUGACAGAAUGGCUGUCCUACAAUGCAGAAGGCACACGCGACGACUCAAGUCAUUCCCCAGCUAUCCGACAAGUCACCCUAGCAAACAAGAAUUCUAGAAACCAGAUCGUCCUGAGCGGCAGUUUCCAACGUAUACGAGAGCUUCUAACCCAUAUUCGUGAAUUUGGAGGACACGACCCAAGAGCCGUCGAGCUUAAAAGUCGAAGUGCCUUUCACAGUCCCAUCAUGAGACCUGCCUUUGAGUAUAUGAAGAAAGUAAUGACGCCGGAUGUCGUCAAAUGGCCCGGGAAAAUGCCAACUGUCUCCAACGUGACUGGUCUACCAUUCGACUCUGCCGACAAUCUCAGAAAGAACCUUUCCCGACAAGCCAUUGAUACUGUACUUUGGUGGGACUCCAUCAAAUAUCUACAUGAAAGAGCAGGCACAAAGCGAUGGCUCGGACUCGGGCCAGGCAAAGUCGGCCGAAACCUUGUGAGUAAAGAGGUCGGUCGAAGUGGUGCAAAGGGUGGUGGUGUCUGGUCGAUUUCUGAGCCAAGAGAAGUUGAGGAGACAAUGAAGGCUCUUGACGAAACUGAAGGGGAGGCCAGGAAUUAG
Lithohypha guttulata is the source of this 1161-nucleotide messenger RNA. RefSeq lists its product as uncharacterized. Gene Ontology annotation, molecular function: [acyl-carrier-protein] S-malonyltransferase activity. Bases 1 to 1161 code for a protein of 386 amino acids. Gene Ontology annotation, biological process: fatty acid biosynthetic process. Gene Ontology annotation, cellular component: mitochondrion. The transcript has a single exon. The record is from RefSeq and is a predicted model, not a curated record. Lineage: Eukaryota; Fungi; Ascomycota; Eurotiomycetes; Chaetothyriales; Trichomeriaceae.